This is a messenger RNA of Paramormyrops kingsleyae, 1584 nucleotides long. The record is from RefSeq and is a predicted model, not a curated record. NCBI's taxonomy places the organism in Eukaryota, Metazoa, Chordata, Actinopteri, Osteoglossiformes, Mormyridae.
GGCACCCCCCUAAUAUAAUGGUAGUGGAAACUUAUCUUCGUAUUGGAAGUCUUGCGGUCAUGAUACACUGGAUACUGGCAUUUAGGGGAAUAGUUUACCAGACAGCACGUGCUUGAGAUGCAGAUUCGCUGAUAUGCGCAGUGUUACAUGUACAUUAAUACGAUGCCAUGUCAUGUAACCAGCUGAAAGGUCAGGAGGAGCAGAAGCUGACUGAAGGUGACGUUCAGCAGGUCAAUCACACUCCACGGCCUUCAGUCACUCCAAAGGGACAGUCACGGACUCCACAUACACCCCAGAGCUUCGGCACAAACGUGUCCCAGCUGUUGGAGAGUCAGGUCCGGGAGCUGGAGGACCGGCGAUCCUCCAUGAUGACCAUGGAGGUUCUGCUGGCGGAGCUCAAUACUGACAGAGCGGCCAAGGCUGAGGAGAUCCAUCGCCUCAAGGUACAGCUGAAUGAGAAGGAGAUCACAUGCAUAGAAAUUCAGACACUGCUUGAUAAGUUCUACAAAAUGCAAGGUCAGCCCCAUCCGACAACCGCAAAUAAUGGGUCUCCAGAGUGUCCCUCACGGUCUGGGUUCACACUGCCACUAAAGUGUUGUCUGCCCAGCAGAGAGGGUCUGCAGGACGCCAUCCAGCAGUCCAUCCUGAAGCAGCUGCAGGAGGAGAAGCAAGCCAAGAUCGCUGCCAUGGCGAAGCUCUCAGAAGCUGAGGAAAGGCUGCAGCGGCAGGACACGUCCCUGGUUCAGUCUCAGAGGUGCAUCCAGGAGCUCACGAAUGAACUGCGGAACCGCUGCCUGGAGCUCCGAGACAUGCACGUCAGUGCCCAGCAGCAGGAGAAGCUCCUGCAGGAGGUGGAGGUUCUAAGGAGGCAGGUAGACAUCCUGUCUGAAGAGAACGGGAAGCUAGUGGGUCAUCAGAACCAUCGUCAGAAGAUCGAAUACCUGGUGAAACUGAAAAAAGAGAACACGAAGCUGAUCGAGGAAAAUGAGCUGCUUCGGUCAGAGAUCGGCCUGUUGAAGGAAUCGCGAAAGGUGUGAUGCAGUGGAGCACACGGCCUCGACGCUGGUGGACGUCCUGCCUGUCUGAGCCGUGGGUCCCAGAAUGUGACCUGGGUCCCGUUAAUUCUGGUGCCACGUGAGACUCCCCUCACUUCUCUUCAGGUUAUUGACCCACCAGCUAUGUGGGUCUCGGGUAACAGUUAUCCAUCCUAAGGGCUCAUGUAUAUCUUGGAAAGUACUUUUUAAAUGACUGUUCCACUUACUGUAGAUCAUCUGAUGUAGCUGUGUCUGACAUGGGUCUUCGUAAUCCAUACAUUUCUGCCUCUGUCCACGUAAAUCUUAUUAUAUAAUUUUUAUAUGUGUAAGUCUGUAGUGUCUGCUUUGUUUUCCUGAUCCCCCCCAACCCAACCCAACCCCUUUUCUUGUUAAUAGCUUGAUCACACUGUAUUUGUUCCCAUGUUUUAUUUUUGUGUGGUGUUAAUGUUUGUACCGGGUGGUAUAUUCGUGGUCUGUCACUUUGCGUUACUGAAAAGCAUAUGAAUUCAACAUAUGAAUAAAGCACAGAAUGGCUUCCUGUGGUGAUGAA